AUGGCUUGCUGUAUCGCCCGCUGCUGCAGCGUCCCCACCGGCCCUGCCACCACCAUCUGCUCCUCAGACAAGUCCUGCCGCUGUGGAGUCUGCCUGCCCAGCACCUGCCCACACGAGCUCAACCUCCUGCAGCCCAUCUGCUGCGACCCCUGCCCUCCACCCUGCUGUCAGCCUGAGACCUAUGUGCCAACUUGCUGGCUGCUCAACUCCUGCCACCCAACUCCUGGGCUGAGCGGGAUCAACCUGAUGACCUACGUUCAGUGUGGCUGCGAAAGCCCCUGUGAGCCCUGCUAAGCAGCCAAGUCUUCCACAGAUGCAGUGACAUCGCUGCUCGGAGGCCUCCACGGCAGCUGGCCUUCCACCCUUGCUACU
This is a messenger RNA of Sciurus carolinensis (gray squirrel), 372 nucleotides long. RefSeq names its product keratin-associated protein 3-1. The record is from RefSeq and is a predicted model, not a curated record. Gene Ontology annotation, cellular component: keratin filament. NCBI's taxonomy places the organism in Eukaryota, Metazoa, Chordata, Mammalia, Rodentia, Sciuridae. The transcript has a single exon. Gene Ontology annotation, molecular function: structural molecule activity. Bases 1 to 294 code for a protein of 97 amino acids.